AUGAAGUUCAUAAUUUCAAAAUCCUAAGUCUGAACUUGCAUAAUACUGUGAUUAUUCGUACUCCAGAAAUAAUAAUAAGAUUCGGGUGACAGUAUUAGCGCUAAGUAUCGUUAAUUAUGUUAACCAAAACGGUAAUUUAGACGUAUUAGGAUGUACCACCUCACGAAAUUGUAGGUUCCCUCUCUAUUUUACUUCCGUAUAUAAAAGUAAUGAAACGCAUUUUGUGUGUGAUUUGCAAGAAUCAAGUCUAGUUGCGGAUUCAUCGGAGGCUAAUAUCGCGAUAAAAAAAAAUUAAAAAGUAACAAAAUCAGAGAUAACAAGGAUGAAAGGCGAUGGUAUCUUUCUCAUUUCGUUCGUGCUUAUAAUGAUUCUUCAUAAUGUCGAAAGUAAAAGAAUGUCUUUCGAAGAAAUAAAAGAGGCUCUACAACCGAUAAAGAAAAUUUGCAUUGAUAGGGUGAAAGUAGAUCCAAAGCUGAUCGAAAAUGCAAACAAAGGUAAUUUUGUACCUGAUCGAAAAUUGCAGUGUUAUUUUAAGUGUAUGAUGUUAAUGACAAAGGUGAUGAAAAAUGACAAAAUAGUUGAACAAGCACUUGUACAAAUUGCGGAAAUUAUGUUAUUGGAAGAACUUUUGGAUCCUGUAAUGAAAGCAAUAUCAAAUUGUCGUGACACUACAUUAAAACCAAUGGAAGGCUGUGAAUUAGCAUAUGAAGUAACCAAAUGUUACUAUAAUUAUGAUCCAACGCUUCGCUUUUAUCCAUGAAGAUAUAUCUCUCAAUGGAUUCUCCAUUUGGAUAAUUACUAUUUUGAUUCAUGUUAGCCAUGUGAAGAGACUACGUCAGUUCAAUUAUACAUAACUAUGGAAACGACGAAUCAUCAAAUAUAUAAA
This is a messenger RNA of Pogonomyrmex barbatus (red harvester ant), 886 nucleotides long. RefSeq names its product odorant binding protein 6 (gene Obp6). NCBI's taxonomy places the organism in Eukaryota, Metazoa, Arthropoda, Insecta, Hymenoptera, Formicidae. Gene Ontology annotation, molecular function: odorant binding. The record is from RefSeq and is a predicted model, not a curated record.